AUGGGUGCGAUAAAGUUCACCAAUGGAGAAGCGUCCAAAGAAUGGACUGUGCUUCACCCCUCCAUGGCGCCGCGGGUCUUUUUUCUUUUUCUUCAAAUUCUCUCCCUUGAUUCUACUGUCACUCUUACCUGGAAAGACCUCUCUACGCCCCCCAUGGACGUCGCGACAAGUUCCAGCUCGAACAAGCAUGAUGCGGACAGGAGUGUCAAGGACUAUAAUAAAGGCCAGAGAGACCCAUCUCCAGCAGAAAGAUCGAUUCACCAUGGCGAGUCGGAUAUCUUGCAAGGGGAGAAAGUCGACGAAGCUCUCGCAGCGAAGAUGAUGUUGAUCAACGACACGAUCGAUGAAAUUGGCUUUACUGCUCACCACUGGAAGCUGUUUUGUUUGAACGGAUUCGGAUAUGCGGUCGACUCGCUCAUUCUUUUGAUCCAGUCGAUCAUUUCUACACAAGCUAGGCUAGAAUUCCAACCUGGCUAUUCCACGGGCCUGACAAUUGCGGUGUAUGUUGGAAUGCUAGUGGGAGCCAUAUUUUGGGGGUUCUCAGCCGACAUUAUCGGCCGGCGCUUUGCGUUCAACUUCUCGUUGUUUGUUUCGUCGGUCUUCACUAUUGUUGCAGGAGCUUCGCCAUCUUGGAUUACUCUUGGUUUGUUUGUUUGCCUUAGCGCAUUUGGUGCUGGAGGAAAUUUGGUCUUGGAUACAACCGUGUUCCUCGAGUAUCUGCCUAGCAAAGAACAAUGGCUAUUGACACUAAUGGCUGCAUGGUGGGGUCUCGGUCAGCUUAUUGCAGGAUUGUUCGCUUGGGCUUUUCUUCCCAAUUACUCCUGCAGUGAUGCAGCCACCUGCACCCGGGCCAAUAACCAAGGAUGGCGCUACGUCUGGUACACAUCCGGUGCCCUGGUGUUUGUUCUCUCUAUACUUCGAAUUACUAUCAUUCGACUGGAAGAGACGCCCAAAUUCCUAAUUUCGGAAGGCGAAGACGAAAGAGGUCUGCGAGUCUUACAAAACAUCGCUAAAAAACAUAACCGUCCAUGCAGUCUCACCCUUGAGCGGCUACAAGCAUGCGGACAGAUCCAUCAGAGACAAAGAGCAGGAUCCAGCUGGCUGGCACGAGUAAUCUCCCCAAGCGAAGUGUUCUUCCAUCUCCGUGGACUUUUCGCAACCCGCAAAAUGGGCUUGUCCACCACCCUGGUGUGGUUCUCAUGGCUGCUUAUUGGUCUCGCCUACCCACUGUACAAUGUGUUCCUGCCUAGCUAUCUUGCAUCCCGCGGCGCGAGUUUCGGCGAAAGUAGUCCAUACAUCACGUGGCGGAACUAUGCUAUCAACAACACUUGUUCCAUCUUCGGUCCGGUGCUGGCUGGAUUUAUGUGUCGCUCGCCUUGGUUCUGGGGCCGGCGGGGAACGAUGAUUAUUGGCGCCAUAGUUACGAUGGUCUUCUUCUUUUGUUAUACUCAGGUUCGCACGGCGAACCAGAAUCUUGGCUUUACGUGUGCUAUUUCAUUCUGUUUGAAUGUUUACUAUGGCACACUCUAUGCUUACACGCCCGAGGUCUUUCCAUCUGCCCAUCGUGGAACAGGAAACGGUGUCGCUAUUGGCCUCAAUCGUAUCAUGGGAAUUGUCAGCGCCGUCGUGGGCCAGGCCGCAAAUACCAGCACAGCUGUACCAAUUUACAUUUGUGCCGCGCUUUACAUUGUGAUGGCAAUCGUCGCUGGAGCUCUCCCAUUCGAGCCGUACGGCCGACGGAGUAGCUGA
Penicillium nucicola is the source of this 1749-nucleotide messenger RNA. RefSeq names its product MFS transporter. The record is from RefSeq and is a predicted model, not a curated record. Bases 1 to 1749 code for a protein of 582 amino acids. Gene Ontology annotation, biological process: transmembrane transport. Gene Ontology annotation, molecular function: transmembrane transporter activity. The transcript has 6 exons. NCBI's taxonomy places the organism in Eukaryota, Fungi, Ascomycota, Eurotiomycetes, Eurotiales, Aspergillaceae.